Merops nubicus (carmine bee-eater) is the source of this 1668-nucleotide messenger RNA. RefSeq names its product gamma-aminobutyric acid receptor subunit gamma-1-like. Gene Ontology annotation, biological process: gamma-aminobutyric acid signaling pathway; chloride transport; nervous system process. The transcript has 9 exons. Gene Ontology annotation, cellular component: neuron projection; GABA-A receptor complex; dendrite membrane. NCBI's taxonomy places the organism in Eukaryota, Metazoa, Chordata, Aves, Coraciiformes, Meropidae. The record is from RefSeq and is a predicted model, not a curated record. The coding region runs from base 1 to 1668 and encodes 555 amino acids. Gene Ontology annotation, molecular function: inhibitory extracellular ligand-gated monoatomic ion channel activity; GABA-A receptor activity; transmitter-gated monoatomic ion channel activity involved in regulation of postsynaptic membrane potential.
AUGAAAUUUUGGCAAAAAGGACCUGGAGUUCCUGGUGGACAUCAUGGAGCCUUGGCAGCAAAGAAGGCCAGAAACCUUCUAGUCUGUGUGACCAGGUGCACACUCAGGAGACUGAGGGAAGUGAAUAUCUCCCUCUGCUCAGCACUUGUGAAACCACAUCUAGACAAUGCAUCCAGUGUUCAGUUUAAACUGGAGGGAACUCAGCAGAGGGCUGCUGAGCUGAUCAGGCAGGAGCACUUGCCCUGUGUGGAGAGGGCUGUUAAACCUGGAGAACAGUUAGCUUUGGGGGGACCCAACAGCAGCAGCCCCCAGAACUUACGGGGAGAUGAUCGAGAAGACAGAGUUUUUUCAUUCACUCACCACAGAGCUGAUAAAGCAGAUGAUGAAGACGAUGAAGAUCUAACAGUGAAUAAAACAUGGGUCCUUGCGCCAAAGAUUCAUGGUGGGGAUGUAACUCAUAUACUGGACUCCUUACUUCAAGGAUAUGACAGUAAGCUUCGGCCAGAUAUUGGGGUGAGAACUACAGUAAUUGAAACAGAUGUCUAUGUUAACAGCAUUGGCCCAGUUGACCCAAUCAAUAUGGAAUACACUAUAGAUAUAAUUUUUGCCCAGACUUGGUAUGACAGUCGUCUAAAAUUUAACAGCUCAAUGAAGGUGCUUAUGCUUAAUAGCAAUAUGGUUGGAAAAAUUUGGAUUCCAGACACUUUCUUCCGGAACUCAAGGAAAUCUGAUGCUCACUGGAUUACAACUCCAAAUCGUUUGCUUCGAAUCUGGAGUGAUGGAAGAGUAUUAUACACGCUAAGGCUGACAAUUAAUGCUGAAUGUUAUCUUCAGCUUCAUAACUUUCCUAUGGAUGAACACUCCUGUCCACUGGAGUUUUCAAGCUAUGGAUAUCCCAGAAAUGAAAUUGAAUACAAAUGGAAGAAAACUUCUGUUGAAGUGGCAGAUCCAAAAUACUGGAGAUUGUAUCAGUUUGCGUUUGUAGGGUUACGAAAUACAACUGAAAUUUCUCAUACCUUAUCUGGUGAUUAUAUUAUUAUGACAAUCUUCUUUGAUCUCAGCAGACGUAUGGGAUAUUUUACUAUUCAGACGUACAUUCCUUGUAUACUCACAGUUGUUCUUUCAUGGGUGUCAUUUUGGAUCAAUAAGGAUGCAGUUCCUGCAAGGACUUCUCUGGGCAUUACGACGGUGCUAACCAUGACAACGUUGAGUACAAUUGCCAGGAAGUCACUCCCAAAGGUUUCCUAUGUGACAGCUAUGGACCUUUUUGUUUCAGUUUGCUUCAUUUUUGUGUUUGCUGCGUUGAUGGAAUAUGGCACCUUGCAUUACUUUACCAGCAACAGAAAAGGGGACAAAGGAAAAGAAAAGAAGGCAAAAUCUAAGCCAUCAAAACCACCUGCAAUUGCUGUUCGACCUGGAUCAACACUAAUACCAAUUAAUAAUAUUAAUCAUCUCCCUGAACGUGAUGAUGAUUAUGGAUAUGAGUGCCUAGAAGGGAAAGACUGUGCCAGCUUCUUUUGUUGUUUUGAAGACUGCCGCACAGGAUCUUGGAGAGAAGGAAGAAUACACAUCCGUAUUGCAAAAAUUGACUCCUAUUCUCGAAUCUUCUUUCCAACUGCCUUUGCAUUGUUCAAUCUUGUUUACUGGAUCGGUUAUCUUUAUCUAUAA